This is a messenger RNA of Erigeron canadensis, 2352 nucleotides long. RefSeq names its product serine/threonine protein phosphatase 2A 55 kDa regulatory subunit B beta isoform-like. The record is from RefSeq and is a predicted model, not a curated record. The transcript is spliced from 14 exons. Gene Ontology annotation, molecular function: protein phosphatase regulator activity; protein binding. The coding region runs from base 209 to 1753 and encodes 514 amino acids. Gene Ontology annotation, cellular component: protein phosphatase type 2A complex; cytosol. Gene Ontology annotation, biological process: peptidyl-serine dephosphorylation. Lineage: Eukaryota; Viridiplantae; Streptophyta; Magnoliopsida; Asterales; Asteraceae.
UGAUGAAUACCUAUAGAUAUGAUGAAUUGACAUUAUUAUUUAUUUAUAUAUUUAUUUUAAUUUUAAUCUGACGAAAUAAGGAAGCUUUGAUCUCGUUUAAUAACAAUAAUUGAGGGAAAAAAACGAUCCGGUGAUUUAGUUUUAGGUUUAAACUUAAUUAAUUAUCCUUCUUAUUAAAUUAAUUUUGAUUAAUUUAUAUUAAGGCAUAAUGACCGGUGGUGACGGUGACGGAGAUGUUACCGCAGCUCCGCCGCUAGACUGGAAAUUUUCUCAGGUGUUCGGUGAACGCACCGCCGGUGAAGAAGUACAAGAAGUUGAUAUCAUAUCUGCUAUAGAGUUUGAUAAAAGCGGUGACCAUCUUGCAACUGGUGAUCGUGGGGGAAGGGUGGUAUUAUUCGAGAGGACUGAUGCAAGAGAGCAUGGUGGAAGCAGAAAGGAUUUAGAGAAGGCUGAUUAUCCCAGUAGUCGGCAUCCGGAGUUUCGUUACAAAACUGAGUUCCAGAGUCAUGAACCUGAGUUUGAUUAUUUGAAGAGUUUGGAGAUUGAGGAGAAAAUUAAUAAAAUCAGAUGGUGCCAAACAGCUAAUGGUGCUCUUUUUCUUUUGUCUACCAAUGACAAAACUAUCAAAUAUUGGAAGGUUCAAGAAAAGAAGGUUAAGAAAAUUGCGGAGAUAAAUUUGGACACUUCCAAAGCUGUUGGAAAUGGAAGUAUAGGCAAUUCUAGUGUUUCUUUGAGCCAUAAGUCUUCACAUACAGCAAAUGGAGAGUGCACGGAUAAUACUUACGCUAGUUUGAACAAGGACUUUUCUUCCUUAGGGGCACUCCAGUCAUUGCGUUUACCUGUGGUAGUAACUAGUAAUGAGACAAGCCUUGUUGCAAGAUGUAGAAGAGUGUAUGCUCAUGCACAUGAUUAUCAUAUCAAUUCUAUCUCAAAUAACAGUGAUGGUGAAACAUUCAUCUCGGCUGAUGAUCUUCGGAUUAACCUUUGGAAUUUGGAAAUUAGCAAUCAAAGUUUCAACAUUGUUGAUGUUAAGCCUGCGAAUAUGGAGGACCUCACUGAGGUGAUUACAUCAGCUGAGUUUCAUCCUACUCACUGCAACACACUAGCAUAUAGUAGCUCAAAAGGGUCCAUUCGCCUUAUUGAUUUGCGUCAAUCUGCCUUGUGUGAUAGACACUCUAAAUUGUUUGAAGAACAAGAAUCACCUGGUUCAAGAUCUUUCUUCACUGAGAUAAUAGCUUCUAUUUCUGAUAUUAAGUUCGGAAGGGAAGGAAGAUAUAUACUAAGCCGUGACUACAUGACCCUUAAGUUAUGGGACAUCAAUAUGGACUCUGGUCCAGUUUCAACCUUUCAAGUUCACGAAUAUUUAAGACCUAAGCUUUGUGACUUGUAUGAAAAUGAUUCAAUUUUUGAUAAGUUUGAGUGCUGUCUAAGUGGCGAUGGUCAACGUGUAGCAACUGGUUCUUACAGCAAUCUGUUCCGUGUAUUUGGCUCUGGUCCCAGCAGUUCGGAAGCUACUACCCUGGAAGCUAGCAAAAAUCCAAUGAGGAGACAAGUGCAGACCCCUUCAAGGCCUUCAAGGUCACUAAGCAGCAGCAUAACCCGUGUUGUUAGGCGAGGAGGAGAGAGCCCAGGAAAUGAUGCAAAUGGGAACUCCUUUGAUUUCUCAACAAAGUUGCUCCACCUAGCAUGGCAUCCUACUGAGAACUCUAUAGCCUGUGCUGCUGCAAACAGCUUGUACAUGUACUAUGCAUAAACCAUGAUUCCAUCCCAUGAAAUGACGUCAGUUUUUCACGACUUUUGUUGGUCUACUUGGAUCAUCCAUCGAAAGUUCCCGCAAAACUUGGAUCAGGGUUCCAGAAGCUUUUAUAAACAUUCAUGGAAACAAAGCAAUAUGACUGGUUUGCUGGUGACAAAAUGUCCUUCUCCACGAAUGUUGACCCUCUUGUUAUCCUCCCAGUUUUCUGCUUCAACCCUCCAUUCUUUCUUUUUCUUUUUUGACAAAAAGUUAGAUUUAUUGCAACAGGGAUAUUCUUGUUUUGUUUGUUUGUGUUAUUCUGGGUUGAAGUAGCGAAAACAUAGUGGGAUUGUAGCCGAGAAAAGGAUGGAUGUCAGAAUAUAUAUUGCGCUUAGGGGUUAAAGUUAAGAUGUAGUUUUAGUUGGGAAGGAGCUUUGCUGCUUGCUUGCAAUGCAGGCCAUUAAAGUUUAUAUAUUACUUUUAUUAUCAUCACAUCAUAAGUAUUAUUAUUCUCACACAAUAUAGAUUCUUUGGAAUAUUGGAUGAUAUUGUUCUUUUCUUUUGGUUAUUGAUAGAUUUUCAGUUUUAUUGUAAAAGAAAACCGAGUUUUGAAACAA